UCCAAAGGCGACACAUGUGGUGCCAAUCGUGGCGAUCGCGAAACUUCUGGGACCUCGAGCGUGUUUCUUUUUCAAACAAGGAUGACGACGCCGUUCGCGAGAUUCAUCCUGAGCGAAACUGGACGGCAGACCUGCGGAUUCCUGGGUCUAACGGCUAGCUUCGCCGCGUUUCUCGGCUCAUCACUUCCCCAUACAUACCUUCUGUACAAGUACAAGGAAAUUGUACAGUUUUACGAGGAUGCCGUGCCGAUUGAUUUGAACCCAGAGGUUGCAGACAGAGCAAACAAAGUUUUGGAAGCCACCACCCUCUCUCCAAGCCGCAAGGCGAACGUAAGGUUCUUCCCGGUCGCUAUGCUGGACACCUUCUUUGCGGGAAGCACCGUUGCCAUUUGUGGCGCCGAGAUUGGCUUGCCCGUUACCUUCGGCUACAAAAAAGUGGAAGACAUUAAGACUAGCAAUCUGUCUAUCCGCAACGUAAUGCAGCCCAUGUGGAACACCAGGGAGGCACAGCAACUCAAGGACUCUCUCAUCCUCAGCGAGAAAGCUCAGAAGUUUGCCAUAGCGCGCGAGAUCUACUGGUGCAACACCUACUAUGUCCACCUACACUCCCUUAUGCUGUCUUUCUCGGUGGCCAACUGCUACGUCCUGAGCCGCCUGCUCAAUGACCGCUUUCAGCUUUUGCAAAGAGUACCGCGGAAAGCGAGAGUGCUCAUGUACGGUCUCGUGGCCGCAUUCAAUGCAACCGCCUACAUCUGCGUCAAGGAUGCAUCCAGUCAGUACUGGGACAAGAAGGCGGACGAGAGUGCGGCUGCCCUCGGACGAGAGUAUGCGGAAGGAGGCGUCGAGUAUUACCAGAAGACACUGCAGAAGAACAGGGCGCUGCGAGAGCUGAUGGGGAAGGCGGGCGAGAAGACAUACACGUCCAAAGGAAACAUCAACAGGAUCUUCCGAACUGACCACCUCCCACUCACCUAUAGGUUGGAUUGCCUCAUGAACCAAGUGAAGUUGUGGGGUAACGAAGAGACGAAAAACCAAGUACUUGCAUAGCUGGACUCCUAUUGUGUACAGUUAACAUAUAGAAGUGUGCGUUGUAGAAUUAAAAUAAAUGUUAAAUACAAAAAUA
This is a messenger RNA of Ixodes scapularis (black-legged tick), 1123 nucleotides long. RefSeq names its product transmembrane protein 177. The coding region runs from base 82 to 1047 and encodes 321 amino acids. NCBI's taxonomy places the organism in Eukaryota, Metazoa, Arthropoda, Arachnida, Ixodida, Ixodidae. The transcript is spliced from 4 exons. The record is from RefSeq and is a predicted model, not a curated record.